Molecule: messenger RNA, 3863 nt
Organism: Pangasianodon hypophthalmus (striped catfish)
Lineage: Eukaryota; Metazoa; Chordata; Actinopteri; Siluriformes; Pangasiidae
Exons: 6
Coding region: 198-578 (126 amino acids)
Source: RefSeq, a predicted model, not a curated record
CUGUAAGGAUUUUUUGGUGUGGAAAUGAAGGGCUGAGCUGUGCUGCGGAUCUGGCAACCCUGCAUGCUGCCCUGAUCGCUGAUGAGCUCGGAGAGGAGGAGAGCACGAGCGUUGAGUUUGAGUUUGGAGCUCAGCACCAUCACAUGCGGAUCCGCGUUUAUAAAGUGGGAUGGUGAGAGGGGGGAGUGCGUGAGGAGAUGGGCUGCGCCUCGGCUAAGCAGGUAUCGGCUGUGCCGAGUGACGACGAGGGCCGAGGAAAGGCCUACAGCAACGGAGACGUAUACUCCGAUGAGUACAGGACAAAAGGGGUGGAGGAGGUGAAGUACAUGCGUGGAGAGGAAGACCGAGUGAAUGCACGCAACCAGGAGAAGAGUUCAGCACAGAACAAAGCAAAGCUGCACAAAGAGGUGCCAGGAGCCAACGCCAACAGGGCCAAUAUUCAUACGUCAGAGAGUCAGCAGGAGUUCUUCAGAAUGCUGGAUGAGAAGAUUGAGAAGGGACGAGACUACUGUUGGGAGGAAGAGCGAGCGAGAGAGAAUGAGAGAAAAAUAGAGAGAACAUUCCCUUCUAUGGAGUGAAUUCAAAUCAGUGUUUUGUCUAUAACUGUUCAGAUUGGAAGAGUGUUCGUGCGUGCAUGCAUGCAUGCAUGCAUGCAUGUCUGUGAGUGUGUGAGUGUGUGAGCGUGUGUGUGAGAGAAACUAAAAGCGAGUGUAAGCCUGCGAACGGGAAUUUCCCUUGAGAACUAUAACUCCUCCCCCCGCCCACUCUCCUCCUGCUUCCAUCUACGGUGGAAGAACGAAAUGGACAUUUUGAUCGACAUCUGUUUGAAUGACCAAUCUACUGAGGAUUUAACUCCGCCCCUCUGCACCUCCUGCUACAACCUGAUUGGUUGGUUAUGGAUGCACAACUUCCUCCUCGACUGUGAGAGACAAUGAGAAGACAGGAUGAAAAGGGGAAAAGGAUGUUUUUGUGCCCUCGGGCAGAAAACAUGGGAUGAAAGGACGUAACACAGAAGUGUGUGUGUGUGUGUGUGUGUGUGUGUGUGUGUGUGUGUGUGUGCUUGAUCUGUAAAGAAAAACAGAAGAGAUAUUUUAAUAAGAGAGAUAUGAGGGAUGGAAAGUUUUGAACUCCUGCCUUUUGAAGGACAUUUUUUUUUUUUUAAUUUGUGGAGUUUUCAUUUCAUUUAUUAUUUUUUUGUUGUUGUUGUUUUUUUAUUGUUGUUGUUUUUUGGUUUUUUGGCUCAUAUCAUAGCACAGUGCCCCCUUCAGACUAAAGAUGUAAUGGGCAGGGCCGCACUGACCCCAUACACACCCUUCACACACACAUCAAAACAUAUUACAUAUCAAAUCACUUUAUGUUCACUGAGCCCUGACAUAGACACACUGACUGUAGAGUUCCCUGCUUACACUCCUUCCUAACCACACACACACACACACACACACACACACAGGCUACAUGCUAAUUCUGACUUUAACCACACUUGCCGUUUGUCUGAAGGUCGGAAUCCACUAGCAAGAACUUUCCCGAUUACACAAAACUGAGUAUCGGCCCGGUAUCUGACGUCACACCACCCUGCUGUUGAGUUCUCAAACCUAAUUGGUCAGAAAGUGUUGAUUAAUUUUCUGUAACAGCAGCUCUUACAAUAGUGCUGCUGCAAAUCACAGGUUUAUAUUAAUGCGCUCGUUCUAAUACGUCAUCGUUUCUAUAGUAACAGCUCAUUCGCAGGGACUCGUACGACGGACAAUCUGCAUAAUCUAAAGCUAAUAAUAAGCAUUAAGAAAACAUGUAAUAAUGAUAUGAAGAAGGGUUGUCCAAGGAUGCUUUUAUUUAGGAAGGAGUCUCCAGUGUCAGCGCUUCAUCAGGCUACAGUCAGGACGUUUUCAGAGUUUACGCUUUGCUGUUUCUCGGUAAAAUGACCGAAUUAGAUUUUUCUGCAUACGAUCCCUUAAAGAAAUCCAUCGUCACCUAGGAAUAGAGCACUGAUGCUCAGUAUCGCAUGGAUAAUUAAAAAAAAAAAGUGAGUAGUUUGCUUCUAGUAAAUUAUAUUUCUCAAAUAUACACCAUCGUUCUUUGCUAAUAUACACUAAUAUCAAAUCAGCAUGCUGGUAUUGAGUAAAAACAGUAUAGCACGAUGGUUUUCAAACCUUUUGUAGUCUCUUUAAUUGUAAAAUAAAUUCCACGGACCCCCUCAGUAUGGAUUUAUUUCAUGAACAUUGUUUACAUUUUUUUAAGUAAUAUUUUUUGGAGCUGUAGAACUUUCAAUUCCUGAACUUUCCACUGAUAGAACACAUGAGGUCCGUGUUGACUUUAGUGCUUGGCCCCUUAAAUAGAGUAACUUUGAUCAUGUGGAUUGUGAUUUCCACCACAGUAACAAAAUAAAAACAUCACAGACCCCCUGGCUAUGCUUCACAAGAACCACAGGUACAGAGGAUAAAGCAGAACACACAGAGGAGUGUAUUAACUGACACAAAAACCAUGUCUUAGGCUCAUUAAUAGUAAUGAAUUACUGAGCAAACUAUCAGAUUUUAAUUAUUAAUAAAUAAAACAGUCAGUAGUCGACACAGACCUUUGCGCCUGACUGUACACGAUGUCUGUCCUGACACCGAGAUCUCAUUCAGAAUGCAGUAAGUAGAUGUGUGGUGUCCUGUGAAAAGCCAUUACAUGCUCAAAUUUUACUUUCCUCAACUGAAAUAUGUUGCUAUUUUGUAUAAAUCCCAUCACCCGAGGUAAAAGUCACUGACGGCGUUUAAACCCGAGCGUCAUCGUCGUCUCUUCGCGCCACUAAUCUCUGUUCACGCUAACUUCGAUGGGGAAAUAAUCACUUGUUCAUUCAUUUACUGUCCUGUUGUCUAAAUGUCUUUUUAUUCGGUCGUUUAAGCAUUUUAAAACUUUGUCCGCGGUCAUCUUUACAGAGAGCGUAAGUGCUCUUCUCUGUUUUGAUGAUGAUGUGAUGAUGCGAAGGAGCAUGGCGGACAUUUUGACAGCUGAUAUCUGAUUUCAAAAUUGAGGUCUGUGCACAUAGCUAUUUAAAAACCUGGUCAAAUUGAGGAAAUCACACUUCGCUAGCGAGGUUUUAGACAUCUUUAGGCAGACUGACUCACUGGCUUCUUACACAACAUGGUCUUCGCAGGUAGAUGCCAAAGCAGACUAACAUAUACAUAUAUAUAUAUAUAUAGUUGGAGUAUGUUAUUGGCUGUUUUUUCAGAAUUUUUCAGCCGCAGUGAUGGGAUUUCCCAGACCACCACACAAAUAUAUCAGUAUGAGAGAUGAGAUAGAAAGUGUUUGUCUGUGAGUGAUCCAGAGAAAAGCCCCGUCCCCUGUCGUCUCUCUCUGUCAGUCAGGAAGAGAUUUUUUUUUUUAAAUUAUUAUUAUUAUUUUUAUUAUUAUUUUUUUUUAACCUCCAAAGGUGAGUUUCGGUGGUGUUUCCCAAACUGGUGUUUUCCAGGUUGGGUGAAUUUCCACCUCUUCAGCUGUUUUUAAUCAUACAGAUCUGUGAAAAGGUGGAUGUUUUUCCCCACAGAGUAAAUAUAAACAAAAUUUACAGAAAAUGUACAAUUUGGGGUCGCGUUCAGAAAACAUUGACUUUUAAAAGGUGGGGAAAAUGCCAAUCUGGCAACCAGUGUCCAGUAGCCUGUCCUCUGUUUUAUGGUAGCCUGAAACACACACACACACACACACACACACACACACACACACACACAGAGGGUGCUGUGUACAAACUCCAGCAGUGUAAGAGGUGGUGAGGUGACAGUGCGGACUCUGUCCUGCUCCUGCUUCUGUUCUCUUUAUUCCUGAAUCUGCUCCUUUUUUGGGAAUGAUGUUAUUUUCCAAUAAUUUUUCUAUUAAAUAUGAAAAAUAAAGAA